Messenger RNA from Amborella trichopoda, 1458 nucleotides. RefSeq names its product uricase / urate oxidase / nodulin 35. The record is from RefSeq and is a predicted model, not a curated record. Gene Ontology annotation, cellular component: peroxisome. Gene Ontology annotation, biological process: purine nucleobase catabolic process; urate catabolic process. Gene Ontology annotation, molecular function: urate oxidase activity. Lineage: Eukaryota; Viridiplantae; Streptophyta; Magnoliopsida; Amborellales; Amborellaceae.
AAAAAUGGAUGACGAUUUCCGACUCUCGAACGACUUUGGAAGGACAAGUACCAUCACUGCACACGCUCGUGUCUUGUAUCCAGAGCCUGCGAUUGACUCGCCAUUUCCUGAAACUCGCUAAAACACGAAGAAAUAACUCUUCAGUUGUAGAUUCAAGAACGUUUGGCCAUGGAAGAUAGAGAGGGUUUGAAGCUGGAGCAGAGGCAUGGGAAAGCUAGGGUUAGGGUUUCAAGGGUGUGGAGAAGGCCUGGAGGGGAGCAAUUCAUUGUAGAAUGGAAUGUGAGCGUAAAUCUCUACUCUGAUUGCCCGCAAGCUUACUUCAAGGGAGACAAUUCUGAUAUUGUUGCCACUGAUUCGAUGAAGAACACGGUCUAUGUGAAGGCAAAGGAAUGUCAGCAAAUUCUCUCAGUAGAGGACUUCGCUAUCAUUCUUGGGAAUCACUUCACUGCAACAUAUCCACAGGUCACACGUGCAAUCAUUAAGAUAGUGGAGAAGCCAUGGGAACGCUUCCUUGUAGACGGUGAACAUCAUAAGCAUGGCUUCAAACUUGGGUCUGAGAGGCAUACAACCGAAGUAGAUGUAGAGAGGGGUGGUGCUUUACUUGUAACUUCUGGAGUUGAGGGCCUUUCUGUGCUGAAGACAACAAAUUCGGGCUUUGAAGGGUUCAUACGGGAUGAGUACACACUGCUGAAAGACACAAACGAGAGGAUACUGGCCACUGAGGUGAGUGCUCUUUGGAGGUACUCAAGUGUUCCAUUAAGGCCAUUUACUUUUUCUGAAAGAUACCUUGCUGUGAAGAAGGCCUUGCUUGAAACCUUCUUUGGUCCACCCAAUGAAGGAGUAUACAGCCCAUCUGUUCAAACUACACUCUAUCUAAUGGCCCGAGCCAUUCUUCAAAGGUUCCCAGAUGUUGAAUGGGUCCAUCUGAAAAUGCCAAACCUUCAUUUCUUGCCUGUCAAUCUGGGAGGUCUUGUGAAGUUUAAUGAUGAUGUGUAUAUACCUACUGAUGAGCCACAUGGAACAAUUGAAGCUUGCCUGAGCAGGAAGCAUGCCAUACCCCUCCCAUCGAAGCUAUAGCUCCAGCAGACAGUUAUGGAUGAGGCUUCGGAAUCAGGAUCUCUUGUUCGAGAUGAUAGGCAGGAGCAUGAGAAGGUUUCGAGUGGGAAAAAUGUAGCUGGAAAAUUAACGAGGCAGAAAGGUCAAGUGCUGGGAAGCCCAAGAUCGAAGCCUGUUGUUUUGGGGAAAGGGGCUAUUCUGAGAAGAGAAUUCAGGUAGGAAUUGUGUAUAUGAAUGGGUAAUUAUAUAAGAAUCGAAAAAUAUUUAUUAAAACAAGAAUGUGUUAUGGUUUUGUAUUUUAUUUGGUGUUGAUAUCGAAUUGUCACCAUGCGUGAAAGCUUAAUGGAGGCAUUGUAGAAGUGUGAUUUAUUUGAAUGUGUUAUUGUGUUGUGUUUUUUCAGA